AUGGAUCUCAGAAACAAGCUUUCGAAAGGCACGACCAUUGAGUCAUUCAACGAUGUCAAGCUCAAGUACAAGGUCAACAAGUACAUCGGCAAGGGUAGCUUCGGCAGUGUGUUCGAGGUCAAACGAGCCAAGGAUUCCAAGAUCUUCGCCAUGAAGGUUAUUCCCUUGACUGGAUCCCACCACAAAAGGCCCAAUGAGAUGAUCUUUCGCGAAGAGGCCACAAGACUCAUGCAAGUUGGACAUCACCUGCACAUCAUGGAGCUUGUGGACGUUGCAUCUUUCGAUAAAUAUGGAGCCCUGAUCAUGGAGUGUGCUACCGAAGGCAGUCUUCUGAACGUCUACUAUCGUCUUUCCAAGGAGCAUCAUGCAGCACUAUCGCAGCGCGUGGCCUACGAGAUGACUGAAGCACUUCAUUGCAUCCACUCCCAGGACCCAGCAAUCGUUCACAGAGAUCUCAAGCCCGACAACAUCUUGGUCUUUCUCUCCGGCACAGUACAGAAGCCAUGCUACCUCUUCAAGCUCGCAGAUUUUGGCAUCUCAAAAACCGUCGACGAUGGUGAGGAAGACCCAGCCUUGAGAAUUGUCUCUGAGCCCAUGUCGGGACGAGCCUAUGCACCCUACAGAGCUCCCGAGACCGCAAAGAGGCUUGGAGCCAAACACCCUCGCGGCUACGAAAGCAAAGCAGACAUCUACUCGCUCGGCGUUGUUCUCGCACAGAUCCACAACAAUGCUGUUGGCAGCGAUGAGUCUCCCUCACUAUACAAUAUACCUACAAAGGCUGUUCCUCUCGUCAAAGCCAUGUUGACACACGACCCCUCGAAACGCCCCUCAGCUCAGGACUGCAAGAAAUAUUCUUGGUACAAGGAGGGAGCUGCAGUUGUCAUUCACAAGGUCACCAACGGAUCCAAAGAAGGAGACAACCUCGGCAAGAGCAUGCAACGUCUGAGCAUCGAAUAG
Aureobasidium namibiae CBS 147.97 is the source of this 957-nucleotide messenger RNA. Its product is annotated as kinase-like protein. Bases 1 to 957 code for a protein of 318 amino acids. Gene Ontology annotation, molecular function: ATP binding; protein serine/threonine kinase activity. The record is from RefSeq and is a predicted model, not a curated record. Lineage: Eukaryota; Fungi; Ascomycota; Dothideomycetes; Dothideales; Saccotheciaceae. Gene Ontology annotation, cellular component: cytoplasm; nucleus. The transcript has a single exon. Gene Ontology annotation, biological process: protein phosphorylation; mitotic DNA damage checkpoint signaling.